ACCACGAACUCCACCGUGAACUCCAGCAGCGGGAUGACGGCCCGGGCAGUCGGAGGAGCUGGCGGAGCGGAGGACUCUCCACUUCUCGACAGACACUGAACUCGCCAUUUAACUUUGCCAUUACCGCCCCGCGAUCGGUACGAAGACAGGCGGCAGUUCUCAUUCUCUCGAAUGCGCACGAUUAAAACUUGAAAUGUGUCACAAGUGACUUCUGCGAGCAGCGAGUCUUUAGUCGGCACUGAGCGCAGGCAAGAGAGACGAGGAGGGACUAUAUUUCGAGGCGGACGAGUACUGGCUUGGAGAGCGCGCGCUAGGGCUGAGCGAUCAAAGUUUCAGUUCGGGCGGUUGCCUUCCUUCCACUUUAUGUGUGUAAAUCGCGCUCGGUCGCCUUGUUUUCUUUACUUCCACACUUAAAGUGCUCCGAGUGUUCGAAGUCAGCAGAGGAGGCGAGAAUCUGGGAGGAUCCGAAGGCGCUCAAGAUGUCGAUUUUGCCUUUUACUCCCCCGAUCGUGAAGCGGCUGCUGGGCUGGAAGAAAGGGGAACAGAACGGGCAGGAGGAGAAGUGGUGCGAGAAGGCGGUCAAGAGCCUCGUGAAGAAGCUGAAGAAGACGGGCCAGCUGGACGAGCUCGAGAAGGCCAUCACCACCCAGAGCGUGAGCACCAAGUGCAUCACCAUACCCAGGUCACUGGAUGGACGGCUGCAGGUGUCCCACAGGAAGGGUCUGCCCCAUGUCAUCUACUGCCGCCUGUGGCGUUGGCCCGACCUACAAAGCCAUCAUGAGCUGCGUGCUGUUGAGCUCUGUGAGUUCGCAUUCCACAUGAAGAAGGAUGAAGUGUGCGUCAAUCCCUACCACUACCAGCGAGUGGAGACACCAGUGCUUCCACCGGUGCUAGUGCCACGCCACACAGAGAUCCCCAGUGAAUUCCCACCUCUUGAUGACUAUAGCCACUCAAUCCCAGAGAACACCAAUUUUCCUGCUGGCAUUGAGCCUCAGAGCAACUAUAUCCCUGAAACACCCCCACCGGGAUACCUCAGUGAGGAUGGGGAAACCAGCGAUCACCAGAUGAACCAUAGCAUGGACACAGGUUCUCCAAACUUGUCGCCAAACCCAGUUUCUCCAGCACACAGCAACCUGGAUCUACAACCUGUGACAUACUGUGAGCCUGCUUUCUGGUGCUCCAUAUCCUACUACGAGCUGAAUCAGCGCGUGGGAGAGAUUUUCCAUGCCUCCCAGCCAUCUCUCACUGUGGAUGGCUUCACUGACCCGUCAAACUCGGAGCGUUUCUGCCUGGGACUACUCUCGAACGUUAACCGCAACGCUGCAGUGGAGCUCACCCGCCGUCACAUUGGCAGAGGCGUGCGACUGUACUACAUUGGAGGCGAGGUAUUUGCUGAGUGUCUAAGUGACAGCGCCAUCUUUGUGCAGAGUCCCAACUGUAACCAGCGGUAUGGCUGGCACCCAGCCACUGUGUGCAAGAUCCCUCCAGGUUGCAACCUGAAGAUCUUUAACAACCAGGAGUUUGCAGCUCUGCUGGCCCAGUCAGUGAACCAAGGGUUUGAGGCCGUAUAUCAGCUCACCCGCAUGUGCACCAUUCGCAUGAGCUUCGUGAAGGGCUGGGGAGCAGAGUACAGGCGCCAGACUGUGACCAGCACCCCUUGUUGGAUUGAGCUGCACCUCAACGGACCUCUACAAUGGCUAGACAAGGUUCUUACUCAGAUGGGCUCCCCCAGCAUCCGCUGCUCAAGUGUGUCCUAAAGAAAAUGCACCAAAAUCAAGACCCAAAAACUGUUCUUGAAGCACCCAGUCUCAUCCCAGAAGACCCCGGGGGAGAUAAUGGCAUAUGCUGGGUAGGUUAAAAACCCACCUGUACAUAGGUUCCAGCAGCUUUCAGUUCACACAGUGUUCUUAGCACUUUUGUUUUCAUGUGUUGGCAAAGGGGAUGAGUGCAUUACAGACAGUAAAGUUUGUAUUGUUUUUAAUACGGUCCGUACCAAUUGAUUUUUUUUUUUUUUUUUUUUUUUAAAAAGUGUGUAUAUACAUGAUAUACACACGUGCAUCAUGUAUUAGUUUGGCAUGCAGUGCUGAACAGCUGUAGAGUGUAAGCAGUGGUAAAUUUUUUUUUUUUUUUUUUUUUUUUUUUUUUUUUUUUUUUUUUUUUUUUAAAAUAUUACUCCUUUCAGAUUUAGCUGUACAUAUAUGUAGCGUUAUUAGAUCAUGAACAAGGCAAGUUAUAUUUGUAUAAAACAAAAUUCUGUGGUUUUGGAGAUUUUUUUUUUUUGUUCUUAGAGCAAUGGAAUAAGUAACCUAUUGGUGGUAAUAAUACAUGUACUAAAUGUACAGUUGUUUAAAUGAAAGGUGUCUGGCCAUUUCUGCCCCUGAGCAGUGCUUCAAAGGAUACCUGGUAUGAUGCAUCAGCAUUUGUAAAUGUCCCCCCGACCACCAAUAAUACAAUUCUAAACGUAGUAAAGUAUUUUCAUUUUGGCCAAAGGGCCAGGAACCUUAGUUUUAGCUUAAUGUUUUGAACUGUAACUUGAUUCUCCAACUCCCCAAGCAUCUGGACAUGAUUCUUGUGUGCCCUUUGUUUUAGUUUUGCUCCAUGACCAUGAAGUAGUGCCUUGGAAUACAUGAGUACAGCUACAAACGCUUGCACAUAUUGCAGCGUUUUUUUUUUUUUUCUUUUCUUCUUCUUCCGUUAUAUGGUUUAGAACCAUGGUUGUACUGCAGUUUCUCCUUUCCCCAGAACAGUGAUCUCGUAGUGUUGUUUAAUCGCUCUUUGUUGGAAGGAGGCCAGAUCAGCAUCCCCUGGUGUCAGAUGUGAUGGUGCAGUGUUUAAUCUGCUGGCCAGCUGUUUCCUGGAUGUGUCGCCACAGACUGCUCAAGGAUACCAUCCACAGUCUUUCACUCCCUUAGCUUGUUCAGUAGCAGUAGUGUUUGGAGGACAACUUUCACAGAAGUGUACUCUAGAAUCCCAAGACUAGGCAAUAAGUCACAAAUUUUCAGCAGGAUGAUAUUGAACAUAUUAGUUUUGUCCCAUGAUUGUAAAACAGAUUUAGCAGUUAAGAAAAUACCACUUACAAACUCUCGAUUAUUCCUGUGUUUUUGCAGUGUUUCUUAAAAGCAGUUUCUACUCCACCUAUGCCAAAGUAUUGGUGUUUUGGUCUGUCUUUAAAUACAAGAUUUCAGAAAAGAAUUUGAAGUUGUAAACAGAGCUACUUUAUGAGAGGGGGGGAAACUAAGUUGAUUUUAUGUAAUUAUGUAGACUUUUUGCAUGAAAAUACCCUGUGUAUAAAAUACAAGAGCAUGUUGCUAUUUUUGUCAUAUCAACAUAGUGUACAUAGAGAGGAAACAUUUUUUUAAAGUGGUCAGUGUCUUGAACACUAAUGGAAAGGGAGGCUUUUCUGCUCCAUCCCUUUAUUGGAGGUGUGGGCCCUUUCCCUGAUCUCUGGCAAACAUAGUCCACAGCAUAGAGAUGUAUAUUUAUACACACAAACACCUUUUUGCGUCUGACAACUCAGCCUGAUUAAAACCUUUGGCUGUUUAAAAACCUUACCCAUAAGAUCACUGUCAUAUAGCAGGAAGUGUCCUUCCUGGUUCAAGUGUGUUUGGGCUGAUGCACAGAAAUGUCACUCUAGCUGUGCACUUUUUAAGGUGUUUGUGUAUAUUCUAUAACCAAGACCAGCUUUUUUAUAUUCUAGCUAAAAAAAAAAAAAAAAAUGUAUAUACAUCUAUAAAGAUGCAUUAUUUUCUAAAGUUUCCAUUCUGUACUGUAGACUUUUGUACCAAGUAUACUUUUUUUGUAAGGGAGUUUUAUUGUAAUAUGUUUCAGCACAAAGUCCUUUAUAAUGACAUGGUAAAGGGGCAAAGACUGCUGGCAGAUCUCAGUAUCCUUGUAUUUUUCUAAUAGAACUAGCAGUCCGGGGAGGCUGGGUUUUGAAAGGGAAGAACAGUUAUGAUUAGGUUUUUACACACUUCAGACAGGUCCCUGGCAAUUUCAGUAAAGGUGAUUUAUUUUUUUUAAUUAAUUUCAAUAAGUUCAUAUUUAGCACACAUUGAAGGGCGGUCCUUCAAAAUACACACCUUUGGACCUGAUGUAUCCUUGGGCAAGAUAAGUGUGUAAGCAGUCCACUGGGCAGCUUCCCCCCGUGUAACUUCUGCACCCAGGCAGGUAUUGCACGUGUGUGUGUGUCAAGCACCAUGGAUCUCCUACGCUGCACUGUACCCCUUUUGGCCUGAGACGGAGUGUACAAUAUUGCUCCUCUUUGCGGCGCACAGGAAGGCACACACUCCCACUGUGGAAAAAACACUUUGGUUUGCAUAAAUUUCUGCAAGGUUUUCCCCCUUUUUUUCUUGUGCAUUUAGUCAGUGCUGUGUUUAAAAAUGUUCUAAAUGUAUCCUGCAGGGAUUGUAGUCAUUUCCAGUGACUUUGACAUACCCCUAUUCUCCCUUACUCAUGCUAAGGCACAGUACACUGGUACGGAGUCGUGUUCAGCAGCUUUGUAACGUGAUUGUAAGUGGGCCUCCCUCCCCAAAGCGUCUCACUGAACCAUUUCUUAAGCCGUACAGCUGUACAGAACCUGCAAGAGAAUGCUCCUUCCUCACCUUUGCCAGUGUCGAGAGCCAACUUAACUCCUGCAAAAUGUCGUGGAGGAUUUGUGUGUUUUUAAAAAUGUACACUUCAGUACUUUUGCAACUGUAUUCUUUAAUUGGUGCUUAGAUUUCCGUUUUGUGCUUUUCUCAGUCUCUUAGGUGUCCUUUUGUAUAAAGCUGUAUCCUUUUCAUUUAAAAUAUAUUGUCUUUUAAUAAAAGCAAAAAGCAAAUUAGUCUUAUGUUGAUGUAAUUUUUCCAUGUUU
This is a messenger RNA of Scleropages formosus (Asian bonytongue), 4852 nucleotides long. Its product is annotated as mothers against decapentaplegic homolog 3. Lineage: Eukaryota; Metazoa; Chordata; Actinopteri; Osteoglossiformes; Osteoglossidae. Bases 480 to 1757 code for a protein of 425 amino acids. The record is from RefSeq and is a predicted model, not a curated record. Gene Ontology annotation, cellular component: heteromeric SMAD protein complex. Gene Ontology annotation, biological process: transforming growth factor beta receptor signaling pathway; anatomical structure morphogenesis; SMAD protein signal transduction. Gene Ontology annotation, molecular function: RNA polymerase II cis-regulatory region sequence-specific DNA binding; I-SMAD binding; DNA-binding transcription factor activity, RNA polymerase II-specific. The transcript is spliced from 9 exons.